Molecule: messenger RNA, 2409 nt
Organism: Paramecium sonneborni
Lineage: Eukaryota; Ciliophora; Oligohymenophorea; Peniculida; Parameciidae
Source: the annotation of a GenBank genome assembly
UAACAUAAAGUUAAUUAAAUGAACCUCUAAAUGGAACUAUAAGAGUUGAUUUCUUAUCUUAAUAGUCAAGGAAGCAUCUUGAAAUACAGACAAAACGAAUUAGUGAAAUCUGAACAAGUCAGUACUUUACCUACAGGGGAAGUAUUAAUCAUUUCUUCUAAGUAAAUAAUAAAUUGUUAUGGUAGUGGUCCCUAAUAUACGUUAACGAUAAGAUAAUAACCAAUAUUUGCAAAAUUAGGAGUACAUAUAAUUAUUAAUAUUUGUAGGUAGCAUCCUUAAAAGAGGACUUAAGACUUUAAAAUGAGUUACUGGGACAUGAAUAAGAAGUGAUUCAUAUUUGUGAAGAUGCAAAAUUACUAGGUUCUGAAUUUUAUGUUAAAGGAUAAAUAAAAGGAAAAGUAUUAAAUGAGUUGGCUAUUCAAAACUUAUCUAUAAGUGAUAGGAAACUUGUUUUUAAGGAGAUUGUCAGUUUUCUAUGUCGUAUUCAUAGCAUUGGUCAAAGUCAAAGCACAUUUAAUUAUAAGGCAGUAAUUGAAAGUUUAAGAAUUCAAUAUAAAACACAUGAAACAAGAAUUCAAACUAAUAUUGAAGACCUUCUUUAUUGGUUACAAAUGAAUGUGCCAGAAUAAACAAUAUAAGAAUCUCUUUGUUUAGGAAAUGUGGAGUUAAAUAAUUUUAUUUUUGAACUAACAGAAAUAAAAUUGAUUAGUAUAUAAAAUUGGAAUUCUGUAUAAAUUGGAAAUUCUUAUAUUGAAUUUGCCAGAUUCUUAUCUAAUUAUGAUGUCCCAUAUGUAAAAUAAGUUACUGAUUAUGGUUUACAGAAAAUCCAUUAUCUCUUGGGUUUAUAAAAUAAAGCAGAAUUGAUUAAUCAAUAUUGCAUAGAGAGACAAUUAGAUUCUAUAAAAUAUCUCAAUUAUAACAUUAUUAUAGUGUUAUUAUAAAGAGCUAUAUUCAAAUAAUAAUGUAUAAAGACUAAAGUCAAUCCUGAAAGAAGUAAUAUAUUUUAAUAAGAAUUGGAAAUUUUAUCAAAAUCUGCAUGGAAUAUGGUUUUGGAAUUGACAAAUGAUGAUCCUUUCUUAGUAAAAUCAAGAGUUGAAAGUGAUUAAUUAUUAUGGGCUCAAUAUCCAGUCAGUCAAAGAUGCAAGAGUUAUUAUUAUAGAAUAAGAGAUUUUAUGAGAGAUGAAGUUUUUCCAAUUGAAUAAUCAUAGUUCGAUAUUAUCUAUUCUUUCAAUAAAGAUAAUCAUUGGAAGGGAUUACCAGGAAUUGAACAUUUAUAAAGAAGAGCUAAAUCUUUGGGAUUAUGGAAUCUAUUUAUUGGAGAUCCAGUUUAUGGAAAAGGAUUGAAUAAUUUAGAAUAUACCUUCUUAUCUGAAUUGAUGGGUAUUUCAUUCUUUGGUCAUGAAAUAUUUAAUUGUUAUGCUCCAGAAACUGGAAAUAUUAAACUAUUGAUAAUGGCAGCUACUGAUUUUUAAAAAGAAAAAUAUCUUAAACCUCUUCUAGAAGGAGAAUGUAAAACAUUUUUUGCUAUGUCUGAAAGAAAUGUAUCUUCAUCUGAUCCAACAAAUUUUGAGACUAUUAUAACAAAAUAAGGAGAUGGAUACGUUAUUAAAGGAAGUAAAUGGAUGGUUUCAGGAAUUUAAGAUGAAAGAUGUAGAUUUGGUAUUGUGAUGGGUAAAACAACUGUUAAUCCAAAAUCUCCAUUUACAGAAUAAACAAUGUUCUUAGUUGAUACUCCUCAUCCAAAUAUAAAAUUUAAAAAUCCACUUGCUGUUAUUGGUUAUGAUGAAGCACCUCAUGGAAUUAUUGAAGUAGAAUUUGAUAAUGUUUAUGUUCCUAAGGAAAAUAUGUUAGGUAAAGAAGGAACUGCUUUUGCUAUGUCUUAAGGAAGACUCUUAGGAGGAAGAUUGCAUCAUAGUGUUAGAUUAUUAGGAUUAGCUCGUAGAUGUAUGGAUCUUUUAUUAGAGAGAGGAUCAAGAAGAAUUCAUUAAGGUUAAAAAUAAAAUGAAGAUUCAGCAUUCUAAGAAAAAAUUGGAAGAAUGGAAUGCGAUUAUUAAAUCUGUAAAACUAUGAUUUUAAAUGCUGCUAUGAUAUUAGAUUCUUUAGGUGGAAGACACAUGCAAUCACUUAAAGCUGUUAGUGAAACUAAAGCAUUUGUACCAUAUAAAUGUUAAUGUAUUAUUGAUGAAUGCAUUUAAUUAUUUGGUGCUCAAGGUAUCACUACAGAUUAUAUUUUGUAACUUGCUUUUUAAGCUUGCAGAGGACUUAGAUUAAUGGAUGGUCCAUGUGAAUUACACAAAAAACAAGUAGCAAGAUUCACUUAAGGAAGUCAUAUGUUCAACGAGUUGAUUAAUGGAGAUGGAUACAUAGCCAACCUCUGACUCAAAUGAACAAUUUAAAUACAUAACAAAU